This is a messenger RNA of Vidua macroura (Pin-tailed whydah), 3812 nucleotides long. RefSeq names its product phosphodiesterase 1A (gene PDE1A). The transcript is spliced from 15 exons. Gene Ontology annotation, biological process: signal transduction. The record is from RefSeq and is a predicted model, not a curated record. NCBI's taxonomy places the organism in Eukaryota, Metazoa, Chordata, Aves, Passeriformes, Viduidae. The coding region runs from base 276 to 1862 and encodes 528 amino acids. Gene Ontology annotation, molecular function: 3',5'-cyclic-nucleotide phosphodiesterase activity.
GUUGAAAGGAAUCCAGUGCAGUUCUUCGCUUCGACCAACUUGACUCCAGUUGUGCUCAGCCCGCCCGGUUUGGUAGCGCACGGCUGUGCCUGGCUUAUGUGGCCUCUAUGGCCCUUUUCUGCUCCACUGUCAGAAAGAGGGAGGGAGGCUUCCCCCAGCACCAAAAUACCAUUCUGUGUGCUCUCUGCAGCACAGUAGCUAAGAACAAAUUUCCCGAUUACUCCCUGGAAUUUUUUGGAGUUAUUUGCUGGAAGAAGUCUUUUUCCCCACUUUAAAUGGAUGAUUGUGUUACAAUAAAGAAAAAGCAUCUCCAAAGACCAAUCUUUAGAUUAAGAUGCUUGGUAAAGCAGCUGGAAAAGGGUGACAUUAAUGUGGUGGACUUAAAAAAGAAUAUUGAAUAUGCAGCAUCUGUGCUGGAGGCAGUUUAUAUUGAUGAAACCAGGAAACUUUUGGACACUGAAGAUGAACUCUCUGACAUCCAGUCGGAUUCGGUACCGCUGGAAGUGCGGGACUGGUUAGCUUCUACAUUCACGAGAGAAAUGGGAAUAGUGAAGAGGAGGCCUGAGGAGAAGCCCAAAUUCAGAAGCAUUGUGCAUGCUGUACAGGCUGGGAUUUUUGUAGAAAGGAUGUACCGAAAAACUUCAAGCAUGGUUGGUUUGGCUUAUCCAGCAGAAGUGAUAGUCACAUUUAAGGAUGUUGAUAAGUGGUCUUUUGACGUAUUUGCCCUUAAUGAAGCGAGUGGAGAGCACAGUCUGAAAUUUAUGAUGUAUGAGCUGUUAACCCGAUAUGACCUUUUGAGCCGUUUCAAGAUCCCUGUUCCAAAUCUUAUUUCUUUUGCUGAAGCUCUUGAAGUUGGUUACAGCAAAUACAAAAAUCCCUAUCACAAUUUGAUCCAUGCAGCUGAUGUUACUCAAACUGUGCAUUACAUAAUGAUUCACACUGGCAUCAUGCACUGGCUCACAGAACUGGAAAUUUUAGCAAUGAUCUUUGCAGCUGCCGUCCAUGACUAUGAACAUACUGGGACCACAAACAAUUUUCAUAUUCAGACAAGGUCAGAUGUUGCUAUAUUGUACAACGAUCGUUCUGUUCUUGAAAAUCACCAUGUAAGUGCUGCUUAUAGACUCAUGCAGGAAGAAGAGAUGAACAUCCUGGCUAAUCUAAACAAAGAUGACUGGAGGGAGUUGCGUAGCUUGGUCAUUGAGAUGGUCUUGUCUACAGACAUGUCGGGUCAUUUCCAACAAAUUAAAACAAUGCGACACACUCUACAGCAGGCACAGGGGGUAGACAAAGCCAAAGCCAUGUCUUUGAUUCUACAUGCAGCAGACAUAAGCCAUCCAGCAAAAUCCUGGGAACUGCACUACCGGUGGACCAUGGCCCUGAUGGAAGAAUUUUUUCGACAGGGAGACAAGGAAGCUGCUUUAGGUCUUCAAUUUUCCCCACUUUGUGACCGCAAGUCCACUUUGGUAGCUCAGUCUCAAAUAGGUUUCAUUGAUUUCAUAGUAGAACCAACAUUUUCUCUUCUUACUGAUUCAAUGGAGAAAAUUGUUAUGCCUCUUAUAGAGGAAGCAACAAAAUCUGAAAGUCCUGCAUUUGGGACCCCCAGCCAAAAUAGCUUGGGAGCAGUAAGCAAUGCUGAAGCACAAAGACGACCUGGGUUUAAAAGUACUGGUGAUGGAGGGACUCACACAGAAAAUUCUCUAGCAACUGUAGACCUAAGGGGCUUCAAGGACAACUUGAUGAAGAUCAUUCAAGCAAACAAAGAAAGAUGGAAAGAAUUAGCAGCAGAAGGUGAGCCUAAACACUGUAAGUCAGAAGAUAUUGUAAAAGCCACGGAGCAGACAGAAGCACUGGUACAGAACUAGAUUUGCUAUUUCUUAUAAGCUUCUGACAUCUCAGGCAGGACAGGAGAAAAGAACUCUAGCUGCUCCUACCUCAUGAUCUCAGAGGCUGUUAUCUGUCAACUUGUUCUUGGAUCAUCCUAUUUCUGUGGAGAGUGAUUGAACAAAAUGUUCAAAAAUGUAAAAUGUAAAACCCUGAGCUGGUAACUCAAGGCACUUAAAAAUUUGCAAGUUUUCGGUUGUUUUUGUGUUGCUAUUUCCUCUUCUAUUCUGCUUUCUUAAACUAGCCAAAAUAAUCUUUUCAGCCAAAGUUGGACCUUGCUUUGUUGCAUCACUGGUACCAGACAUUUCCAGUUAAUCACGAGACAUGUGAAAACAUGAUGUUUGUCAUCCGCCUGGGAUUGCUGUUGUGUGUCACUGCUGCUGGUGUCCAAUGAAAAUGGAAAAUCAAAAUGAAAUGUGUUUCUAGAUACUUGUUCAUGCAAUCAUGCUGCAUGCACCAUAAAAGUCCUACUUGUUAGCUUCCUUAAAAUAUCUGGAAAUAAAUGUUUGUAGACUGUACAGGGAAGUUGCAAAGUUACGCUGACCAGCCUGCACGAAUGAAGAUUCUUCCCCACUGCAGUGGCUGCCUUAUGGAAAGAACUGGCAUUGAACAAAUUUGAAAGUAUUUGAAAUAUCUCUUUAAAAUUAAUUGAAUAGCAUCUGGUGUUAAAGAUUAAAACAUUCUGAAUCCUGUAAUAUUUUGAAAGACAACAGCACUGGUGUCAGCCCUACCAUGAAGCUGGUACUUAUUGUUUUGUAGGGUGGAAGAGACAGCAACAGAAAUACAUGAAAGUUGCUUCACUCAGCAAAAUGUUGAGUUGCCUCUCAGACAGAAUUGGAAGGUGGCACAGAGGCCUUAUGUCAUGGUUUAUCUCAAAUGCAAAGGUGACAAUAUGCUCAACAUCUUUGCUAGAGUUUGUUUCUUUUUGAGGGGCAGCAAAAACGGCAGCACACAGGCAGUUACCUCUGCAAGAAGCCUCAGAAUGAGCCCUCCAGCCCAAACUGUGCCCGUAAAGAAACUGCAUUUUCAUCUCUUCUUCCCUCGAGCUGCACAUGACCCCUCCUGAUUUGUCUGGGUGUCUUACAUAGCUGCAGCCAGCCUCAUUUCCCUCUGCUGGAACCUGCUAGGAAACUUCUAGGCUCCCGUUCAGGUUGUAGGCACUCAGGUGGCUCCAGAUGCUGCACUCCCUGUUCUCCUUUUCGGACCCUGUGGUUAUUACCUCACUGAACAAAAAGUCUUUCUGAUCAGCCAUGGUCCACUCUGAAGGGGACUUGUGGGGCAGUGGCACUGUCCUCUGUGCCAAGGGCGAUUGACACCUGUGUGCUGUUCAUCUGCUGCUUCAGGCAUCCAACCAGAGCUCAGCAUGAUCAGGCUCCACCUCAACAAGGGCAUGCUUUGUCCGAUUGAAGAAGGAAUCAUGAACCAAUCUCCUUUGCUGACCCUUACACGUCCAUACCUGUUGACUGUCUCUUUUCUGACAGCAGAGCAGUCAAAAUUGAGCUGGGAACAGUGUAAGCUCUGAGCCCUGGGACAAGGGCACGCCAAAAGGUGGAAUUCCUGUCAUUGAAUAUGUAAGCCAUAUAUGUGCUAUGCAUAAGUAGUAUGCAUAGUUUUAACUUAAGAAAUGUUUGUGCAUAUAGGAUGUAAAAAAUACAUUUAAAUUGUUUUGUGUAUCUGGUCCAAGGCUUGUAUUUAGCAUGGACAAAUUUCUGUACAGUGCCGUUAACGAAUGAAAUGUUAACAGAUGAAAUUGUAUCAUAGAUGUUAUAAUGCAAUCAAUAUUUUUUUGCUAAGAGUUAAGAAUUUAUAUAUUCUCUGCUGGUGUUUGAGCAAAUUAUUAGUAGCCUGGACCUCUCUGUGCACCUUUGCAUCCUUUUUUGGGAAUGUUGGACUCUUUUUUUUUCCUUUGUAAUAAAAUGUAAACCAUCUUA